CUUACACUAGGUUUCAGUACGGGGACAUUCGCCGAACGCGCAUGCGAAGGCACUUCUGCAAGCGACUAGCAGGCGGUAGUGCUUGGCGCAUCAACUGAGUGGGUCACACUGGGCUUCGUUUCACUAUGGGGACAUUCGCCGAACACCCAUGCGAAGACACAUCCGCAGGCGGCUGGUAGCCUGCGGGAGUGCUUGGUGCGAGGAAACGGGUGGUGUGGCUUCGCCACAAUGUAGCCACAACGACAAAUGGUGUUGCAGAUAGUGCAGGUGACCGUGUCAAGAUAACCUUUCCGCGUGGGUAUAAGAGUACGGUCAAUCCUGACACUCCUUGAGCAGAACACCCCCACAAUCACACAGCUAACAUGGACGCAAGCUCUGAGCAACUCAACAUUCGCUUCCCCAAGCCGACUAUCGUGUCAUCCUCCAUUGCACCCAUCCCCACAAUCGACCCCGGCAGGACCCCCGAGACUACUCAGGCCGUCCUCGACUGUCUCAAGGACAACCAUCAGCGAUUCCACAUAUUCUUCAACGACUGGGGCUUUCACAAUCAUGCGUCACAUCACCUUCUGGCAAUCUACGCCAUGGGCGCGAGUCCCGAAGUGAUACGAGGAGCAUAUGACACCCAUAUCGCAUACCAGCGGCCUUCCAAGGACCGAGUCUGCGCGGCGACAAUCGACGGGAAGAACUGGAAGGACCACCUUGGAGACGAACUGUAUUAUCAAGCUUACGUCGCAUUCUUCUCCCAGCUCCUCCUAUCGCAGGAUACCAAAGGUUUCCCAGCCAUUCUCGAAGACUACGUCUUCUCGACAGACGCGAACUUUGUUGCGGGCAAGAAUGGAGCCAAGCCGCAAAUGCUUGGCCGAUUCUAUUCCAGCUUAUUCCACACCCUGAUCCACAUUGCCUACGGAGCCGAGUUCGGUCUACCUGGCCUGUCUGCUGAAGGUCUGGCGAAGUGUGCAGUACAGUCACUCGACAUCGAAGAUGUAUUCGCCCCGGAAUUCUUCGAUGUAGGGUCCGUCGACGCCCUUGCCUCCCGGCUCAGCUCGAAGGCCCCAUCGGCGGACGUACAUGCCCUGACCAUCCUGUCGCGCAUAGAGAAGGACACGGACUUUGCGCCAGAUAACUUUACGUUCCCUGAUCGCCGCAAUCUGGGCUCUGUGUACGGCGUCAUUCUCAGUCAAGCCGACGGCAAGCUCUCCAAGUACUGUGACGAGUGGUCCAAGACUGUCAUACCGGACCGAGAUGUCCUGAAGAGGAAGUUCGAGGAGCUUGUGUGGAUGAACACCGUGGUCUAUGGCGUCGGGGGAUGGGAGGGUAGGGCACUAGGCGAGGACUCGAAGGGCAAGUUCAACGCCGACAUCCUGCUCAUGCAUAGUGUCACGUCUGCAUUGAUGAUCGCGUCUCUCCUCAACACCCUCGGCCUCGAUUCUGCCGUCCUUCUCCUCCGUGCAUACUUUACCUUCUCCAUCCUUGGGUACACGGCACGCGGCCGUCCCGCGCUCCCUGUCAAGGAAUUCUACGCCAACACGUCGCCCUACCCGUCGCCUCCCGACGCCCCGCUCACCGCGGCCAAGGACACCAUUGAGCCCUCCACGGCGCCGAACCCGUGGCUGCCGAUCGUCCAGACGACGCUCGUACAUCCGGAUGAGCACCUGUGCAAGAUGCAGCGUGCGCUCAUGCACUUUGCCGGGUGCUACGGCGACACGGAUCCCGGAGCGCUUGCGCACUCAGGUCUGCAGGGUGCGGAGGUGCUCGACGGAACGCUGUUUGCCAGGGUGGCGGUUCUCACUGCGGACAGACUUCGCUGGAUGCGCGAGGGAGAGGAGAAGCAGGGAUGGGAUCACAGUGGAUUCGCUGAAGGAUAUAAGCUCUAAAGCGGUCACUCGCGACCGGCGGUCUGCGUGAUCAAGGUUAUGAAUAUGAAUAUUACAGUGACUGGGUUACGGACAAAAGCAAAUAUCUUGUUUUCGCAGUGCCGAAUCUUGUAUUCGCAGCGGUCGACGACUUAUUUUCACUGUAAUAUGCCUGAUUUAUUUGUAUGUUAGUGAAAUGAUCUACGU
Phanerochaete carnosa HHB-10118-sp is the source of this 2060-nucleotide messenger RNA. RefSeq lists its product as uncharacterized. The transcript is spliced from 6 exons. The record is from RefSeq and is a predicted model, not a curated record. NCBI's taxonomy places the organism in Eukaryota, Fungi, Basidiomycota, Agaricomycetes, Polyporales, Phanerochaetaceae. Bases 363 to 1874 code for a protein of 503 amino acids. Gene Ontology annotation, molecular function: oxidoreductase activity.